UGAAGUAAACAGCCAUGUGCAUUCCUCUACUCUAUAUUUAACUACAGCGGUUUGUGCAGGAGAGGUCUGCAAGAGGAGGGAAUUGUGGUUCUUUAUAGAAGCUCCUGGCUUGGGGGAGAGAGAGCAGCCAUCUGAGUGGGGUGUCCCCGGCUCAUCUUGGGCAGAGGGCCUUUCUCUUUGUGAGCCAAUCCAAGGCCGUCAUGCCAGCCUCUCAAAGCAGGUCCCGGGCACGGGACCGAAAUAAUGUUCUGAACAGGGCUGAGUUCUUGUCACUGAACCAGCCUUUAAAGGGGGCUCAGGAGAAUAGGAGCUCCAGCAGGAAGACGACAGGCCCAUCUGUGCAGGCCCCACCACCGAAUGAGGGGUCCAAGGAGCGGAGGCAGUCCCAGCAGCUGCCCGAAGAGGACUGCAUGCAGCUAAACCCAUCCUUCAGGGGAAUUGCAUUCAACUCCUUGCUGGCUAUUGACAUCUGUAUGUCCAAGAGGCUGGGCGUCUGUGCCAACCGAGCUGCCUCCUGGGGCAGUGCCCGCUCUAUGGUCAAACUCAUUGGGAUCACAGGGCAUGGGAUCCCUUGGAUUGGGGGCACCAUUAUCUGCCUGGUGAAGAGCAGCACUCUUGCAGGGCAAGAGGUCCUGAUGAAUCUGCUGCUGGCUCUGCUCUUGGAUAUCAUGACUGUGGCUGGAGUGCAGAAGCUCAUCAAACGACGAGGCCCUUAUGACAUGAGCCCAGGCCUUCUAGACUACCUCACCAUGGACAUCUAUGCCUUCCCAGCUGGCCAUGCCAGUCGAGCUGCCAUGAUAUCCAAGUUCUUCCUCAACCACCUUGUGCUGGCCGUCCCCUUGCGGAUCCUUUUGGUGCUCUGGGCCUUCUGUGUGGGCUUGUCAAGGGUUAUGAUUGGGCGGCAUCACAUCACUGAUGUGGUCUCUGGCUUCGUUAUUGGCUACUUCCAGUUCAAACUGGUGGAGCUGGUCUGGAUGUCCUCCAACACCUGCCAGAUGUUGAUAUCCAUCUGGUGAACAGCACUGUUGCACCUUGACCUUUUCAAGAGAGGGGAGAUGAAGAAUAGAAAACAACCCUUCAGUGAAAGGAAGUUGGAGCCCUUCUCCCUUGAAUAUGUUAUUAGACCCCUGUUUUAUUUCCCUCUCAUGUUUGGUGGCCAGUAUCCACAGGUUAUCCCAGCCAUAACACGGGGGCAGAGGUUCUUGAAAAAUACCGAUUUCCCCACCUUUCCCCAAAAUACCUAGAGUUACUUUGGCUUUCCCUCAUCAUCUCAAACCCAGUGGAGUUUCAACAUGUCAAAAUCAAUAUUGCUAAGCUCCUGCUUAUAGAGAUGUCAGAGCAAAAGUCAAGCUGGAAAAAGUAGGUGGUUUCUGGUAUUCACCUUUUGUUGUUACUGUGGUCAAGUUUUUUGGCAGCUGCCUGUCAAUCCCAGGUCCCAAUCCUCCAAGAAAUGCCCCAUCAUCCCCUUUUGAUAUGUGGGCCUAUCAGCACUCACC
Molecule: messenger RNA, 1496 nt
Organism: Vombatus ursinus (common wombat)
Lineage: Eukaryota; Metazoa; Chordata; Mammalia; Diprotodontia; Vombatidae
Gene: PLPP7
Product: phospholipid phosphatase 7 (inactive)
Exons: 2
Coding region: 201-1016 (271 amino acids)
Cellular component (GO): nuclear envelope
Molecular function (GO): sphingosine-1-phosphate phosphatase activity
Source: RefSeq, a predicted model, not a curated record